Papilio polytes (common Mormon) is the source of this 5292-nucleotide messenger RNA. RefSeq lists its product as uncharacterized. The transcript has 6 exons. NCBI's taxonomy places the organism in Eukaryota, Metazoa, Arthropoda, Insecta, Lepidoptera, Papilionidae. The record is from RefSeq and is a predicted model, not a curated record. The coding region runs from base 99 to 5165 and encodes 1688 amino acids.
CUUUGUGACGUCUUGUUUUAAAAAACCGUUUUUGAAAAUCGAAAAUAUUUAGCUAUGUUAAAAUUUACAGAUUAUUUUCUUCGUACCUGAUAUUAACUAUGGAAGAAAAUGUCGCUGAUAAUGAAGUGUUUGUAAACGCUACAAUUGAUGGAGAUUCUCAGUCGGCGGUUAAUUCACUCAUUUUGGAUUACUAUCAAAAGUUUGGCAAGAAACGUGAUUUAGAACAAUUCUUCUCUUUGUCGACCGCUGAUAGCGAUAUUCGUGAUCCUUCAAGUCUAUUCUGGAGGAAAAUGAAAAUGCAGUCUGAUUCCUCCGACUCUGGGGAAGGUAAAGCUGGUACGUCUACGGAAUUAUGCAGAAUAUCCAUCAAAUGUUCUGUCCCAGAACACUCAAGUUCUCCGGAUGAUAAUCCAAAGUCUAAAGAUGAUUCCAUAUCUCCACCUAUAAUUACUGAAGAAGCAUCUCCAAUACAAACAGAUCACUGCUCACCACCUCACUCAGACAAUGAAUCAAUCAAAUCAGAUGGUAACAACUCUCAGAAAUCAAUUGAUCCACAAUUGGAAACCUCUGUGAACAAACCAUUUUCACCAACAAGCAGUAUUACCUCUCAACGGAAACUAGAAUGGGAUUCCUUAGGUGAUGUUGGAUAUGGCAAUGAAAGUGAUAGAAAGAUGUCCGGUUCUGGAUUAAGCACAUUAGAGAGAUUGGCACUUCAUCAACAGUAUUCAAACAAUGACCCAAUGAAUGAUACAAAAUAUGGCCUACCCACUUCACAAUCAACACCAGUGGAGAAUAUUCCAACUAAAAGUAAAAAAGGAAAUGUAAAAACCACGAAAAUCUAUAAAAAAGAUGUCGAUUUUGUAGAAGUAAAUGUUCCUAAUACUGAUAAAGGACCAAUCAAUGUUAAUUUGACAAAACACAUAUCUUUUAAUGUUGAUAAAGGUGAUGUUACAAUAGAAACAUCAAAAGACAAUACACCUGAAAAAAUUUCAGUUGUCACCGAAAUGACUCCGCAAGUGAGAAUAGAUAAAGAAAUACAAACAACUCUGCCACAUAAUGAUACAAAGAAAACAAAUUCUGAAAAACAAAAUAUAUAUGGACCAAGAUUUCCAAUAUUACUCAGUUUGAAUACAUUGAGGAAAAAGAAAAAAAGAAAGAAACUUACAAUGUAUAGAAAAAAAAAUAACAUUAAAAGCAAGAAAAAAACUGAUUCGUCCAAUUUACCUGAAAAAAGUGGAGAUCAAAUAUCUGCAGCUGAAAGCUUUGAAUAUAUGCCUGGGCACAUAUAUAACCAGAAUCAAGUAAAUAACAGUGUAAAAGACUCAAAUAGUGUUGGUAAUAAAUCAAGUCUUGAAUCCAGUGUUGGUUUCACAACCGAUUCCAGUAAGACAUCGAAAAAUUCAUUUACCAGAGAUUUAGAAAAAAGUAUAAAUUUACUCAAAGUUGCUUUACAAUCGAAGUACAAUAAUACUAAUUUAAAAGAAAAACUAAUUAAAGAAGUUGUUCAAAGAUUGGUUAAAUCACAAUACAGUGAUGAUGACAGUGGUACUGUUUUUCUAUCAGGUUUGAGUUUUAAUAGUAAAAACGUAGGACUUCUGAAAACAAGUAAUACUACAACAAGCACUUCUGAUGGUAAUGAAAUCGAUAAUAAACAAGCAAAGCCAAAAAAAUCUAUUUUACGUAUGGAUAAAUUUAAUCCAAGUGGAAUGGCGUCUACAUCUCAAAGUACACCUAAUUUAUGUACUUUGGUGCAAAGUGAAAAAACUAUAAAUGUUAAAACACCAACAUUCUCUAACACAGAUUCAGAAUAUUCUAGCAGAGAAAAAAAUUCAACUGACACUAUGCCAAAGAUGUCUUCCGAAGAUUUAUAUAACAAAUAUUUAGAUGCAUUAAAAAGAGAACAGGUACAUAAAAAACUUUUAAAAAACAAAGAAACACUUUUGAAGAAAAAAUUGGUUUGUUCAGAUACUUGUAUUAAGGCAAUGCCAGAGCCUCAUGAGAAGUCGUAUGAUAGAAUAUAUAAACUAGUUAAAGAAUUAGCCCGAAACAAUGCAGGCGAUGGUUCAGGAGAUGCAACUAAAAUUGAAAUAGGUUUAAAUUCUAGGGACCUGAAAAACAAUAUUAAAUCACAAAGAAACCAUUCUGUUUUUACUCUUUCCUCUGGUAAAUCUGUUAGACAAACAAAGCAUAUUAAGAAAUAUCAAAGAGAUGUAAGAGAUGUCGCAGAAGCUAGUUGUAGUAGAAUAAAUAAAAAUUGUUGCUGUGACUCUCAAAAUUAUCAUGAUACAAACUGUGCAUGUAAAAAGUAUGAAAAUGAAAAAAUAUCUGAAAGAGAUACGUAUUAUGGAAGCAAUAAAGAAGACAAUUCAACUUCAACUAAACAAUACGUAAAAAUUGGCCACACUUCACCUAGAUCAACAGAUACUGUAAAUACACAAAAUAAGGCGGAUGUACAAUACGUUUGUUUGUGUGCUAAAGAGGCUAUGGAGACACAAGAUGUACCUGAUAAGUUGCUGAUAUACAAAUGCUCAAGAUUAGGUGGUCCACAGAGAUUGGGUUUAGAUGUAUUAUCUAAAGCAUCUAGUUCUGUAGGAAUACAAUGUUCAACAGAUUGUGUAUGUCCUAAGAAAUUAAAAAAUACAACCACAACUACUAAUUCAAUAGAUCAAAGCAAUAAUAAUACAGGAUUGCAUAUCAUUCAGAGUUCUACAACAGUAGUCAACUCUGCGAGAAAAGCAUCAAAUUCAUCUCAAACCUAUAGUAAUAUGGAUGUACUCUUACGGUCACAAUUCAGUGAUACUACCAAUACUUGUACAGAACGACGUAACUCGGAAUAUGUGAAACAAAAAAAAUUACCUUACAAACAAGGUCAUAAAGCAACUAUAUUACCGUUGACACGGGCAACGCAAACAGAAAUAAGUAUUGAUCCAAAAAUUUCUGAUCCGACAUUAUCUGAUGUUCGUUUUAUGACUGAUUUUGAAAAUGUUAAAGUAGAUAAUGAAUUUGGUAGUGAAACAAACUGUAUUCCAAAGCAAACUUACUGUUAUAAUAGUAAACAACAUAUUGAAAAUGAUCAAGAAAUCUUUCAUAGCACUUAUGAAAGUCAAACGGAUACAAUCGAUGAUCGUAAUGAAAUGGGUAAUGGGAAAAGUUCUGAAGACAUAUAUACAGAUACGACAAGAAAACAAGAUGUGCAAAACAAACCUAAUCUGCGAGACAAUAAUUAUACUGAGGAUAAAUUUUCUAUUCCUAUUAAAGGAACAAAUAUGACUUUAGUUGUCAGUCUAGGAGCCAAUUCAUCUAAUCUCAAUGAUGCUAAAAUAAAUGUAGGUGCGAAAGAAAUUUUUCCGAAUAAUCUAAACAAAGUUUUACCUAGGAAAAAUCCUUUGGAAGAAGAUACAAGAGGUGUACAAUGCACAAGUACUGAUAUAUUCACACAAAUGAAUAACGAAACCAAGCUAAAUAAAGAAAGGGAUACAUGUAUAGGUAAUCAACCCAAUCCCAGUAAAUGUACUAACGAUGCAAAAUUUACAUGUGAUACAUUAAAUCCUAGAAACAAUUGCGUCAAUGAAAACAGCACGAAGUACAGCACAUAUCCUACAAAAUCACAACCCGCAAAAAAACCUUUUCUUAGAGCGAAUACUGAUACCCAUUCUAUACAAAGCUAUAUUACAAAUAGUCAAAUUAAUAAAAAAAUUGAUGUUGAGACACAAAAAGACCUUACUUGUGACAUACAAGAAAAAGCUACUGAAUCUGCAAUAUCAAAAAGAUCAAACGAUAACAUCUCAUACAAAAGAUGUAAAAAAAAUGAAGCAAAUGAGCAGAAUAUCAGAAAAAAGUCAAGCAAUGAAAGCAAAUCCGACGUAGAACAUGGAACAUCCAAAGAUCCCAUACUAAAUAUGAUUCAAGAGAUAACAAAACGGUAUACAAAAAGAGAUAUGGAAAAAGGCAAAAGGAAAAAGUGUUUCAAAGAGAUAAUAACAGUUUUAAAUUAUUUACUCGAUACUGACGAAAGUAGCUCUGGACUUCCAAAAAAUAGUCUAUCAAGUUCUAAUACUGACGGCGCUUCAACGACAGGCGAAAUACAGCAGCGUAAUCACUUAGAAUUCUCGAUGAAAAAGUCUUACGUCGACAAGGGUGUUCAAAUGUCUGUAAAGAAAAACAAAAAAGAAAAAUCAUGCACAGAAUCUUCAGAUAUACCAACAUCUAGUGAGGUGCCAACAACUUCAACAGAUUCCGCGGCCUGUAAAGUAUUGAACAAAAUUAAAAAGGAAUGCGAAAGAUAUCAUCAUAGACGAUGCAGUACAAAUAGUACACAUAAGAAACGCGACGAGUAUAGUAGUACAUCAAUUAAUUGUGAAAAUUGUAGCAGAGAGCAUUAUUGUUCAUGUCGAUCUAAAUGCAAAUCGCACAAGCCUAGAACGACCGUUGAUAAAGUAAAAAAGAAAGCUGUCGCUUACAACUUAAUAAUACAAACGUCUGAUAGUGUUGCCAGUGAGGAAACUAUGCGUGACGAGGGUUGCCGAUCUAUAAAAAAUGUUAUUGUUAAAGUACCUUCAAAAUUCAAAGGUUCGACUGCACCUUUCCAAGAAGUAUCAUCGAAGAUCGAAAAGAAUUUGCCGCAGUGCAGUCGAUUUGAAAAUAAAAUACAUCGAUCUAAGAGUUUGCCAAUCGACAGUGAGAUGUCAAGUGAAGACUUUAGCAAAAAAAUGCGAACUUGUACAGUCAGAGAUUAUUUGGAAAUGAACAGACCGGAUUUUAUCGAUAAAACUACAAGGCGACAAGACUGCUUGAAGAUAAUUAAUCAAUCUAGGUCAAAUGAACGUACUGCCAGCCGCAAACUGCUGUCACAGCAACUGGAACGGCAGCAAACAAUAAACGCUCUCAGCGGUGACGACUUACAACAUCUUGCAAGGCAGUUGAGCGGCCAUCUUAGACGCAAGAAUGUUGCUCCAAAAUUUAUAAAUGAACGUGAAAUGAAAAAACAUUCCGAAAAAAUUUACAAGUCUUUGCCGGAAGUUGUACAGAAGAAAGAAGAAUUAAAGAAAGAGAAUAUUAAAAAGACGAAUUUAUUGAUGGCAAAUAUUUUUAAAAAGAACUUACAAAAGAAGACGUUAAGGGGAUCUAUUAAUCUCUCAAAUUACAGCACAGUUGUUAAAAUAUGACAAAGAAGUAAAACCAUAAUUAAAAUAAAACGAUAUGAUACGCAUGUACAUUGAUUUAAUCUUGUAUUGUUUUGUUAAUGUGUUGUUAAAUAUUGUUCUUUUGACAAAAUACAAUGAAAAUCAAUUG